This is a messenger RNA of Ctenopharyngodon idella (grass carp), 1899 nucleotides long. RefSeq names its product protein arginine methyltransferase 3 (gene prmt3). The record is from RefSeq and is a predicted model, not a curated record. The coding region runs from base 53 to 1621 and encodes 522 amino acids. The transcript has 16 exons. Gene Ontology annotation, molecular function: protein-arginine N-methyltransferase activity. NCBI's taxonomy places the organism in Eukaryota, Metazoa, Chordata, Actinopteri, Cypriniformes, Xenocyprididae. Gene Ontology annotation, biological process: peptidyl-arginine methylation. Gene Ontology annotation, cellular component: nucleus.
UUAAGAAUGACCCGGAUGAGAAAAACUCGAACUCAAGAGAGACUACUACAACAUGGCAGCGUACACAGGUGAUGAUGAGUGCGAGGUGUGUGAUGAUGUACCCGAGCUGUCUGACAGUGAUGAUGAACAAUGGCAGUCAAUGGAGGAGGGAUCUGAACUCAUGACAGUCCUGUGUGUGCUGUGUGACAGGACUCUUACCUCUGUGUCUGAGACAUUACAACACUGUAAGGCAGAUCAUGGUGUGGAUAUUCCAGAACUUGUCCAAAAACACAGGCUUGAUGAUUAUAGCUACAUAAAGAUGAUAAACUACAUUAGGACUUCAAAAUGUUCUGCAGAGAGUUUGUUACUGGCUUCAAAUGGCCCACUGCCUUGGAACAGUGAUGAAUAUAUGAAACCAGCUAUACCAGAUGACCCAUUACUGCAGAUAGAUGUUGAAGAGUUGAGUGAGGCUGCAGCUGUGACGUUGAGCCCUUCGGCUGGUGAUCAGGUGCCUGCUCUGCUUCAGAGAGCCAGACAGGCUGAAGACAGAGCUCAGAGAGCUGAGGAAGCCUUGGCCCGGGCCAUGGAGGAUCUGCACAAGCUCAAAUUGUUGGCACAAGGUCUAGUGCUGAACGCAGACACAAGUCGUGGUCCUUCAUGCUCGGGGGCCAUUGCUGAGUUAAGAGAAGAUGAAGACGAGGCCUACUUUAGCUCUUAUGGGCAUUACAGCAUCCAUGAGGAGAUGCUGAAGGACAAGGUGCGCACUGAGAGCUAUCGAGACUUCAUGUACCGCAACAUGGACGUCUUCAAGGACAAGGUGGUGCUUGACGUGGGAUGUGGUACGGGAAUCCUUUCCAUGUUUGCCGCCAAAGCGGGAGCCAGGAAGGUCAUUGCUGUCGACCAAUCAGAGAUCAUUUACCAAGCCAUGGACAUUGUCAGAUCAAAUAAACUUGAAGACACCAUCACACUGAUCAAGGGCAGAAUAGAGGAAAUUGACCUUCCUGUGGAAAAAGUGGACAUAAUCAUUUCAGAAUGGAUGGGGUACUUCCUGCUGUUUGAGUCAAUGCUGGACUCCGUGCUCUACGCCAGGGAUCGGUACCUUGCAGAAGAUGGUUUGGUCUAUCCAGACCGUUGCAAUAUCUGCCUGGCGGCGGUGGGGGACACUCAGAAACACAGUGACCGCAUUGCAUUCUGGGAUGAUGUGUAUGGCUUCAAGAUGAUGUGUAUGAAGAAGGCUGUGAUACCAGAGGCGGUAGUGGAGGUGUUGAAGCCCGAGACGGUCAUUUCAGAGCCUGCAGUGAUUAAGACUAUUGACUGUGGCACUGUGACUGUGUCUGAGCUGGAGUUCACUGUAGGCUUCACUCUGAAGAUAACGGCCAGCACAUUGUGUACAGCCAUCGUGGGCUAUUUUGACAUUUUCUUCGACAAGAGCUGCGGAAACAAGGUCAUGUUCUCCACUGCUCCAGACUGCACUAAGACUCACUGGAAACAGACCGUGUUCUUACUGGAAAAUCCUAUCCCUACCAAAGCCGGAGAAGAACUUCCAGGUCAAAUCACGGUGCAUAAGAACAGGAAGGACCCCAGAGCGCUGCUGAUCACACUUGACAUCGCUGGCCGGAAGCAAAACUACAGCCUCCAGUGAAGAGAUUGUUUUACUGGGGGGAAAAACACAUACUUUGGGCAAUCCAUUGUUUAAUAACUUUUUCAAUUAAAAAGCUUUUUCUACCAAACGUCACUCAUUCAUGGGUUCGAUGUAUAACUUGAGUUGUCAUUUUUCCCAAGUUCUUUUCUCCAUGAUAAAUAACAGGACCAUAUAUUGAAUCAUCAACAUGGGCUUUUGAUAUAAAGCAAUGGAAGAAAAGCAUUUCCUGUUUAAGUAAUGAGUGAAUAAACAAACGUGAAUAAACAAGUAUAAGCUAC